AUGGUGUCCACCUCGAUACAAGACCGAACCAAUGAGUUCCGCACUAUCCUAGCCCAAGCGCAGAAGCGACAGUCCGCCACGAAGGGGGGGCCUCAAAGACAGUCGCUACUGAGCGAAGGCCAGAAAAGAGAAGCAAACGGGACACCCAAUGGUCCUCCAAGGAGCACUCGGUCCGAGUUCGCUCGCAACGCCGCCCAAAUUGGUCGUGGCAUUACAGCCACUAUGGGAAAGCUAGAAAGACUCGCCCAGCUUGCGAAGAGAAAGGCAAUUUUCGAUGAUCGGCCUGUGGAAAUUUCCGAGUUGACAUACGUUAUCAAGCAAGACCUUGCCAACCUGAACUCUCAAAUUUCUGCGCUGCAGCAACUGACGCAGUCACAACACCCCACCGCCUCACUCCCACGAUCCGCAGACCAAGAAGGGCAACAUAACAAGAACGUUGUACUCCUGCUCCAGAACAAAGUGACCGACGUUGCUGCGAAUUUCAAGGAUGUGUUGGAAGUCCGCACGAAGAAUAUCCAGGCGUCAAGAUCCAGGACGGAGAAUUUUGUCUCGUCAGUCUCGGCGCGUUCACAAUCACACUUGGACGAAACCCGGUCAGAAUCGCCGUUAUAUCAGAAUGGAAGUCAUCAGAGAACGCCGCAAACCUCGACACAGGAUCUUUUGAGUCUGGAGCCUUCCAACACAUCGACACUGAUGCGGAACGGACCCCAGUCCGAUCAUCAGCUUUUACUUAUGGAAGAAGCACAACCGGCAAACAUGUACAUUCAAGAACGGGGCCAAGCCAUCGAAGCCAUCGAACGCACAAUCAACGAGUUGGGAGGGAUAUUCGGGCAACUUGCAAGUAUGGUUUCGGAACAGGGUGAGAUGCUUCAACGAAUAGAUGCAAACACCGAGGACGUAGUGGAUAAUGUCCAGGGUGCCCAACGAGAACUUUUGAAGUAUUGGAACCGGGUCCAGGGGAACAGAUGGCUUGUAGCGAAAAUGUUUGGUGUGCUGAUGAUAUUCUUCUUAUUAUGGGUUUUAAUAUCUGGCUGA
Exophiala spinifera is the source of this 1035-nucleotide messenger RNA. RefSeq lists its product as uncharacterized. Lineage: Eukaryota; Fungi; Ascomycota; Eurotiomycetes; Chaetothyriales; Herpotrichiellaceae. The coding region runs from base 1 to 1035 and encodes 344 amino acids. Gene Ontology annotation, biological process: intracellular protein transport; endoplasmic reticulum to Golgi vesicle-mediated transport; vesicle fusion. Gene Ontology annotation, cellular component: endomembrane system; SNARE complex; Golgi membrane. Gene Ontology annotation, molecular function: SNAP receptor activity; SNARE binding. The record is from RefSeq and is a predicted model, not a curated record. The transcript is spliced from 2 exons.